AUGGGCCAUAGCCUGGCCAAGGUCUUCGGUAUCGACUUGCAUUACCGGAACGAGACUGGCUCGGAACGGAUAACGAGAGGAGAAAGUGUUUUUACUAUUGACUCGGCCGAUACGUAUGUUGAGGGCGAGCCCACUGCAAAGGAAUGGAUUCAGGACACCUUGCCCACCAGUGAGGAGUUGAGACAGUAUUGCUACAGUCUUUUUCCCUUUAUCCACUGGAUAGGGCAUUACAAUGUCCAAUGGUUGGUUGGAGAUCUCGUUGCGGUUGGCGCUGUUGUUGUCCCGCAAGGAAUGGCCUAUGCAAAGCUCGCUGAGCUCCCAGUCGAGUUCGGUUUGUACUCCUCAUUCAUGGGCGUGCUCAUCUACUGGUUCUUCGCUACCUCCAAGGACAUUACCAUCGGUCCCGUCGCGGUUCUAUCUACAGUAACUGGCAGCGUUGUGCUGGCAGCGGAACAGAAACUCAAAGGCCAGGACAUCUCCAAAGACAUGAUCGCAUCCGCUCUAGCCGUCAUCGCUGGGUCCAUUGUUCUGUUCCUAGGUCUCAUCCGCAUGGGCUGGAUUGUGGACCUCAUCUCGCUACCUGCUAUUUCUGCAUUCAUGACUGGAUCUGCGCUCAGUAUCGCCGCUGGACAGUUUCCUGCGAUGAUGGGAAUUACAGGCUUCUCGACUCGUGAUCCCACAUACAAGGUCGUUAUCAACUCGCUCAAGCAUCUUGACCGAACCGACCUCAACGCUUCCUUUGGUCUGACCUGCCUCUUCCUCUUGUACGCCAUCCGGUCUACGUGUGGACUACUUGCGAAGCGUUUCCCAAGCCGGGCUAAGCUAUUCUUCUUCCUCAACACACUGCGUACUGUAUUUGUCAUCCUGCUUUACAUCCUGUUCAGCUACCUGGCCAACCGCGAGCACCGCGCCAAUGGAACCAAGCCAAUCGUAAAAACACUCGGAACUGUUCCACGAGGAUUCCAACACGCCCGUGUACCGAAAAUCACCAUUCCUAUCAUCCAGUCAUUUGCCACCCAGUUGCCCUCUACCGUAAUCGUGCUUCUGAUUGAGCACAUCUCCAUUGCCAAGUCGUUCGGCAGAGUAAACAACUAUGUUAUCAACCCAUCGCAAGAGCUCGUCGCUAUCGGUGUAUCCAACUGCCUUGGCCCCUUUCUCGGAGCCUACCCCGCGACUGGCUCCUUCUCGCGUACUGCUAUCAAGUCCAAGGCCGGUGUACGCACGCCCUUUGCGGGUGUCAUUACCGCUGCAGUGGUACUUCUCGCAAUCUACGCUCUUCCGGCCAUGUUUUGGUACAUUCCGAAUGCGACCCUUUCGGCAGUUAUUAUCCACGCAGUGCUCGAUUUGAUCACACCGCCAAACACUGUGUACCAAUUCUGGAGGAUCUCGCCACUCGAAGUCUUCAUCUUCUUUGCCGGUGUGCUUGUCACAGUCUUUUCUAGUAUCGAAAACGGCAUCUAUGUUACCGUCUCUGUCUCCGCAGGCAUGUUUGCCUUCCGCCUGUUCAAAGCCAAAGGUCGCUUCAUGGGCAAAGCCAAGAUCCACUCGGUCGUUGGCGACCAUCUCCUCGAUGUCACCGAUGAUGACAAGCGCACCCCCGGCGCCCGACAAAAGCCCUCUGAAGGCGAGCACUCUAUCCGCGAAGUCUACCUACCCAUCGACCACAAAGACGGCUCCAACCCCACCAUUCAACUCGAGGACCCUUACCCAGGCAUCUUCAUCUACCGCUUCAGCGAAGGCUUCAACUACCCCAACGCAAACCACUACCUCGACCAACUCACCGAAACAAUCUUUUCGAAAACCCGUCGCACAAAUCAAGCAACCUACAACACGCUCGGCGAUCGCCCCUGGAAUGACCCCGGCCCACGCCGCGGUAAGAGCGCAAGCGACACUCCCGACGAGCGCCCAACGCUCAAAGCCAUCAUCCUGGACUUUUCCUCCAUCAACAAUGUGGACCUCACAAGUAUCCAGAACCUCAUCGACGUGCGGAACCAACUCGACAAAUACGUCGCUCCCGACACGGUAGACUGGCACUUUUGCAACAUCUCCAACCGCUGGACCAAGCGCGCCCUCGCCGCCGCCGGCUUCGGCUACUACACCCCCGAGCCCCUCGACUCGGGCAUAACACACCGUUGGAAGCCCAUCUUCAGCGUUGCCGAAAUCGGGGGCUCAGACUCCGCUGCCGCUGAGGCGGAAGCGCGGGAGAACCUCAUGGCGAAACGCACGCUGAGCCAGGUGCGCAGUCACGAUAUCGAGGCCGCGAGGGGCAUCAAAGAUGAUGCGGGUAGUAUGAGCACGGAAAACGACAGCAUUAAUAAACAGCUCGAGACUAGUCGUGCGUAUGGGGCUACCGAGCGCGAUAAUAGGGUCGGACGGAUUGCUGUGGUGCAAGGGCUUAAUCGGCCGUUGUUCCAUGUGGAUGUUACGGCUGCGGUUAAUAGUGCGUUGGCGAAUGUGAGGAGGAAGAAUCACUAG
Pyrenophora tritici-repentis Pt-1C-BFP is the source of this 2475-nucleotide messenger RNA. NCBI's taxonomy places the organism in Eukaryota, Fungi, Ascomycota, Dothideomycetes, Pleosporales, Pleosporaceae. The record is from RefSeq and is a predicted model, not a curated record.